GCUCUCAGAGCGUCAGUCAGAAACAGUCUCUCUCCCCUGAAGACGCGCAGCACUGAAGCAUGACGGGGCUCCUGCUCCUGUGUCUGCUCCUCCUGUGUGAAGGUCAGAGGUCAUCAUCGUGCCCUCACCUCUGCUCCUGUCACGGUGGUCUGGUGAACUGCAGCAGCAGGUCUCUCACCUCCUCCUCGCUGCCCACCAGUUUCCCUGCCGGGACCACCGAGCUCCGUCUGGACACCAACCUGCUGACCACGCUCCCUAACGGCCUCCUGGACAACUUGACCCCCCUCAGCUCUGUCUCUCUUCAUGGUAACCCCUGGUCGUGUGACUGUGGCGUCCUCUACCUGCGAGCCUGGCUUCUGCGUCGGCCCGCCGGCCUCACGUCCCACCUGGGCGUCAACUGCAGCUCCCCCCCCAGCUUGAGAGGGCGACUGGUGGUGUAUCUAACCGAGGAGGAGGUGCUGGAGUCCUGCCACUACUGGUACUGCGACCUGGCCUGGGCCUCCCAGGUGUGUCUGUUUGUGUUUGUGGUGGUGCAGGUGGUUCUGCUCGUGGCCCUGAUCGUGUUCCUGAGGAGAUUCGAGAGGUUGACCAAAGAAGCGAGGAGAACCAAAGAGGAGAGCUUCACAGCCGGGGAGGAUCCGAGGGAGAACGAGUACUCACUUAUGAAGGACAGCAGCAUCUGAGCAUGAUGACAUGCACAACUUCCUGUCUUUUUUUCAGUCUUAUCAUUUUUCCUCCAAGUGUUAUCAUGUGGGAGAAACGCUUCCUGUCUUCAUGUGAAAAAUUCGUCUUAUCAUAUACAUAAUGAUAUCAAGAAUAAUAUUUGUUGAAUAAAAUGUUAAAUAUGUAGAGAGUGGUACAUUUAACACUUCUUCUUCUCUAGUGAACAAAGUAUGUAAUGACAUUUCUAACUCCUCAUACAUAUUUAACAUUUGAGAACUUAACCACUACUUAACCAGUCAAAAAUAUUCUUUAACGGCUGAUUAUCGUAUUACUGGGACAUUGCAACCAACUGGGACUGUAGUCACGUCAAUUAUAAUGCAAUUAUACAGUCAUGCCCCUCCUCUCUGUGACUUGUAUUUGACAUGUUUACAGUAUAAAGUAACAUAGUAUAUUUAGAUAUGCACAGUAAAGUAUAUAAAUUUGAACUGAUUUCACUCACUUCCAUUAAAAUAUUUGAAUUCAGAUGUGAAAUAUGUGAUACCAUAUGUUCAUGCCACACAAUGAUCACACAAAGAAACCAGACAGGAACUUUCUACCUGAACCAAAACCCACGUGUUUGAAUGAUCAGAUUUCAGUUUCCUUUCUUCACAGGAUGUCUCGGUUUAAUUCUUUUUUUCUGUGCUCCUACUCAAGACUUUCAGUCGCUUUAUUUAUGGAUGUGAGAGGAAUUAAAAUAAUAAUAAGAGCUUGAAUAAGAAAUGGUUAUGUUAAUUUUAUGUUUUUCUGAUGGCCCUAUAUUUUAUUUCAGAUUAAGUCAUUUGCAAUUUUCUAUAACCUUGUGUGUAAUUUCUUCUUCAUAACAAUAUCAACUUAUAUUGACUGUACCAUGUUUAGACCACUUAUAAUUUAGACAU
Limanda limanda (common dab) is the source of this 1577-nucleotide messenger RNA. RefSeq names its product glycoprotein Ib platelet subunit beta (gene gp1bb). Lineage: Eukaryota; Metazoa; Chordata; Actinopteri; Pleuronectiformes; Pleuronectidae. The transcript is spliced from 2 exons. The record is from RefSeq and is a predicted model, not a curated record. The coding region runs from base 60 to 683 and encodes 207 amino acids.